Geodia barretti is the source of this 2796-nucleotide messenger RNA. NCBI's taxonomy places the organism in Eukaryota, Metazoa, Porifera, Demospongiae, Tetractinellida, Geodiidae. The record is from the annotation of a GenBank genome assembly.
AUGCAGACAAACGAGAAAGACGCAGGCGGGGGAGUGGGUAUUCGGCUCAAGUUGGGCUCAUUGUUCAGUCCUAAAGCGACCCCAACGGCUGGAAAAGCUAGAGAUGACGUGGACCAUGGCACUUUCAUCACAGCUGAUGUUCUGAGGGAGCUGGACCAAGGAUUGCCAACUCAGAGGAGAGUGCGGGUCAUGAGAGAACUGCUUGAGAUCGUGGGCUCAAAGCGAUUGGAGGAGUAUGCGGUGCAGUCGAUCUGGAGAGCAGUGCAGGAUCUGUUGGAUCGGAGCCAGCCAGCCGACGUGCGGCAGGCCGUGCUGCAGUUCACGCAGUGCCUGGUGCAGGGCCAGUACUCGGAGCUGGGGGUCAUGAGGGCCCACUUCUUCCGAGUGAUUCAGUCGCACCAGGUGGAGGAGGACUCCCAGCAGAGGCUGGAGCUGUUGAUAGCUCUCACUCUCGGAGGGAAGGACAUCCAGUACUUUGAGGAGGAGAUUGGUCCGUUCCUAGCAGAGUGGAUACCACAACUGCCAGCUCAUGUCAGUGUUGAGCAGUUGCUGGGACUACUAGUGAAGCUGGUUCACUACAACUCUGCCUAUCUCGAGGAAGACGUGCUCUCACAACUAGUCUCCCACACCUGCUCCCUGGCGACCAAUCCGAGCUCCCCCUCAGAGACUGAGCUGUGCCUGUCUUUCCUGGAUGCCGUCAUCUGCUACGCAGUGUUCCCUCCACAGACCAUCCUGAGUUGCAUCGUAACGCUCUGCCACACACUCAACAUCGAGAGGUUCAUUCAGAAGUCACUGGAGGUGAUGCAGCGAUUGUUAGGCACACAUCUCGGGCACACAGUCAUCUACACAAUGUGCAGUGUCCUACAGGACAAAGUUCACGAGGCAGAUGUCCUGCUGCUGCGAGGAGCAGUGUUCUUCAUCAGCAUGAGUCUGUGGGGAGUCAAGAAAGUCGACACUCUGAGUCUUCCCUUUACAGCAGUAUUACCAGCCAUCCACCAAGCCUCUCUCAGCGGACACACACUCGUCAUCUAUGAGGUGACUCUGUCAGUGCUGCGCCUGGUCAGACACUACUCCUCGAGACUGGGGCCUCGCGAAUGGGAGAUGAUCUUCCACAUCCUCCAUGCCACCCAGCGCCAUCUCUCCCAGCAGGCAGAGCUAUCGUCCGCUGCCCAGCUCCAGUCCACUCUGCAAGACAUCUUCUCUAGUGUGGAACAGUUCUGGAAGGACAGGGAGAACUCAAUAGGCCCCGUCCACUUGUUCUUCCAGCUCCUGGACGAAGUGAGAGUCACACUACCGGUGACCUCAGUCCUCAGUCUCCUCCACUAUCAAAGCCAGACCAUCGAUGCAGCUGAGCUGGACUGGCUCCCUCAGAUCUCUCUCUUCAUGGACAAGUUCUUCAGGUCAGAGACGAGACUUGUGGUGAGGAGAGAGGCACUGGGGUUCCUCGACCGCGUCUUGGUUGAUCACUGGCUCACUCAGCAAGAUCCGCUCCUCCAACAAGUCCUCCUGCCUGUGUUUACCCCUCUCUCUAUGGAUACGGACCCUGACCUCCGCUGUCAGGCUGUGCAGCUCAUGAUAAAGUUCCUUCCCUCCUCCUCCCCCACCCACACUUCGUCUCUACUGGAGAUUGUCUCUCAGGUGCUGAUGCGAGGGUUGGGGGAAGGUUCGGAGGCCCGACUUCCAGACUGCAAGGCUGCUGUGUUUGGUCUCACGCAGCUAUUGAAGGAAGCCAUAUACCGCCCGGGACCCCUGGCUGGCCAGGUUCUCUCUGUUUUGCUGCAGUUCCUGAGACAGGUUUACGCAGGAGCCUAUUUCACCACCACCACCUGUGUGCUUAGGAUCAAUGUCUUCAACUGCCUCCUCUCUCUCCGAGCCAAUUCCUCCGGCCAACUAGGUUUCCACGACGAUGAUGGUAGCAGGGACAUUGAGUACAGUCCAUUCCAAGUUUGUGCUCUCGGAGGUCAAAGGUCAGUGUUGGUGCCUCAGACAGUGGUGGAUCUGGGAGGUGUGUUUCAGGCUGCCACCUCCUGUCUGGAGAAGGAUGUGGAGUGGGAGGCAGUGUUCCAGCUGCUUCAUCUCCUCAGGGGCACCCUUCAGUGCCGAACCCUGACCCUGUCUGCGAUGCCUGACCUGUCCACCCUGCCUCCACUCCUCAGUUCUCUUCUCAACUCCAACAAACUGGGUCUAUUUAGCAACAGACUCUCUGUGGCUGAUGUUGGGGCUUCAGUCUUUCCUCUCCUUGCACUGUUGGCCACCUACCCCUCACACCUCGACCGGCGUGCUCAGCAUGACUUGGUGGUCUGUCUUGAAGGAGGUCUAGUGGGGAAACAGGCUGUCAAAUGUAUGUCAGCUCUCGCAGUCUGCAGCCUUGAGCUUCAACCAACUAUGAGUAGAUGUCUGCCACGGGUGUUGUACAGACUGGGACAGGUAGCAGCGACACCCAUCAUGGCAGUACCAACCCUGGAGUUCCUGGCUGGUCUCAUUCCCAUACCAAGUCUGGUAUCGGGGUUUGUGGAGGAGGAGUAUCUGUCAGUGUUUGGGAUCGCACUGCCGUACACCAACCAUCACAGAUACCCUCCCUACGUGGUGUCCAUGGCACAUCAUGUCAUCUCUUGUUGGUUCCUCAAAUGCCGCAUUCGUUAUCGUCCCAGGGUCGCCAGGUUCAUCUCUAAGGUAACCAGCUUUAAAUACAAUUCAGAGUCCUUACCAGAUCUGUUCAUGUGCAUGCUGACUAGCACACAAGGUGCCGAGACACUUGUGCAUAAUAAUGGAGCUCUACGUUCAACUUGGGCCUGA